GUGGCACCGGGAAGCCCACACGAAAGAUUGACUUUACCGGCGUCCGUGCUGAAGCGACGGCGGUUUGUAAAACAGCUUCCCUCUCCAGCAGCGGUUAACCGGCAGGCCUCUGGGUGUUUAUCCUCGCAGAAAUGUUGUGUUUGAGCGGGUUGUCGGUGGCACUCGCACUCGCGCUAGUGCCGGGUCCCUCUGAAGCGCUGAAGGAAGGAGACUGCGAAGUGUGUGUGACCUUCCUGGGGAAGUUUUAUCAGUCACUGAAGGACAGCAAUGCAAAUUUUAACAGCGCAGACAUCGAGCAGGCCCUCAUAAAGAGCUGCAAAGAUGCCAAAGGCAAAGAAAAUCGUUUUUGUUACUACAUCGGGGCAACGAGCGACGCAGCCACCAAGAUGAUCAACGAGGUAUCCAAACCGCUCAGCUACCACGUCCCCGUGGAGAAGAUCUGCGAGAAACUGAAGAAGAAGGACAGUCAGAUCUGCGAACUGAAAUACGAUAAACAGCUGGACCUGACCUCGGUGGACCUGAAAAAGCUAAAAGUCAAGGACCUGAAGAAGAUCCUGGAGGAGUGGGGCGAGUCCUGCAAAGGCUGCGCCGAAAAGUCCGACUUCAUCCGCAAAAUCACAGAACUGAUGCCCAAGUACGCCCCAGCAGCUGCUAAAGCACGGACAGACCUGUAACAAAUAAAAGUCAUAAAUAUGAACUUGGACCAGACUGCGAUCCAGUGCAGGAGGACCGGGGGUUUAUUGGGCAUGUUUGUUUCAGUCUUUAAGGCGCACAGAUUCAGAAGUAUAGAUGUUAGUGUUGUCCUAAUCUGUACUUUUAAAUCAAGAGUGAGGGAGAAUUAGCAGCAGUGAUCAAUACAUUUCACAGUGACUGUCUAAAUAAGGUUGUGUACACACACACACACACACACACACACUGUCCCAGAAAUUUAUGAGUUCUAAAUGUGCACCACUCUGAGACCUGAGAAGAAAAUCCAAACACGAGGAGGCAGCUUCAUCAAACUUGAAAAAUUCUGCUUACGAAGGCAGAAAGUUCAGAAUGUGCUUAAAAAUCUUCACACUUUAACUUUUUCCUUCGGUGUCGCUGUAACGCAGUGAAAGCUGUCUGUACGUUCACGUGAAGAUUAAAACAGGAGCUGCUAAUGGAGAAUUUGGCUACUUUUAAUUUUUCUCAAUGUAAACAAAACCAGGCUAAAAUUAGAUUGGGUCUGGCUCUCCUGAUUGCUUUCCAUCAUACUGGUUCCCAAACAGGUCUGCGUGGUGUGUCCGUCCGAAAUAUUCACACAAAUCUGAAUUUCAAGCAUUAAAGUGCAGCAGAAAGAAAUACCAGAACAAGGCUCUGGAUGGGAUUUAAAGGUCAGGAGGAGAACCCAGUCUCCCCAGGAAUUAUUACUGGGGAGGAGAUCUUACUGGUCAGAGAAGCUGGUAUUAAAACUCACCAGAGCUCCUGCAGACAUGAAUCCCAUCUGAAUUGAGCUUCACUGAACUUAACUGCUGUUUUGUGUUGGCUGUUCCUUACAAUACCUGAAGGACGAGUGAAUGUUGAGACUUUUGGGAAUUUUGCUCAGUCUAUAUUCCUGAAUUCAUGAACGUUCGGCUCCUUGGCCCUUCAGCCUCUACUGUGGUUCACAUCAGUAAAAGUUAGUUUUUCUCAUAGGUGAAGCUCGUUAGAUUGAAAGUCUCUGCAGGAUCAUCUGGCUCAGAUGAAAAUAACCAAACAGCCCCUCCUUCAUGAUGCUCCCUGCUGUAAAAAACGAGGAAUUGUACCCCCGAUCUCUGGAGAGUUCACACUAACGUUGGGCCGGAUUGGAUCUUCGUGUGUUUGACACCACAGUCGCAGUCUGUUGACCCUCUGAUCUGAACUGCUGAGGUUUGUUACAGGAUUUCACAGUGGCUGCAGUUCAACUUAAAGCGAGCUGUGCACGAAACUGAAAACCAACAGUGGAAAGUGACUGUCGGCAGCAGGAGACCUGGAUGAUUGAGAAUCUGACAUUUAUUUAGGAUUUUUUCUUUGAUUUCUAAUAAUUAGUUUCCACCAUUUUAAAUUCAUGUUAAAUGUUUGCAUCCAGCUGAGCUCAAACACGCUGGAAUCACUAAAAGGUAAAAUUUUUGAUGCCACUUACCGUUCAUGGUCCCCAAACGCGGGGAAACAACCAUUUACUGUUUUCUCUCACGUGCUGUGCUGAAACUGAAGUGCCCCUCCCGCCCUGGACUGCGGCGGCGUCUUUGGAUGAAACUUAUUUUACCGUUUGGUGUAAACAGAUGGCGCGUACUUAAAGCUGAUGAUAAAGGGGGUGCGAUGCUUCAGAAGAGUUGUAAGAAAAAUGAAAACUUAAAAUAUGCUGUUGUCUCAGUGACUUUUCAUGUAAGGCCAUGUCAUUUGCUACAACUGUACUAUUCUACUUUUUCAUUAAAAUAUGAAAAACUCCAA
Messenger RNA from Archocentrus centrarchus (flier cichlid), 2430 nucleotides. RefSeq names its product mesencephalic astrocyte-derived neurotrophic factor (gene manf). Gene Ontology annotation, cellular component: endoplasmic reticulum. The transcript has 4 exons. Gene Ontology annotation, biological process: dopaminergic neuron differentiation; neuron projection development. The record is from RefSeq and is a predicted model, not a curated record. The coding region runs from base 132 to 674 and encodes 180 amino acids. Lineage: Eukaryota; Metazoa; Chordata; Actinopteri; Cichliformes; Cichlidae.